UUGUGCAACGUUAAAAUUCGAAAGUCGCUUUCUUUCAUCUCUGUUUUUUGAUUUGGUAUUUUUUAAUUUAGUUCCAGACUUCCGUUAUUUAAUGCAACGACUAACCUUUCUUCCUUUACACAAUCAAGUAGUGGAUACUCAAGAUUGAACUCAAAUUCACAUUAUUGUUUAACUCGAUAACUCGUCUCUGCACAGAUAUUCGAGGGUUUCUUCUUGAUUCUGUAAAUCUUUAUAUUUAAGAUACUACUUAGAUUUGAAGUUUUUUAUACUUUUGAUUCCAGGGUUUUUCUUAUCGUGUCUGGUUGCAUUGAAAAAUGGCCGUUUCGGCUUUCAAAUCAAACUCCAAGAGGGGGAACUUGGGAUCUUCUUCUUCCAAUAUCACAUCUUCUGCAAAAGAUUCAGAGUUGACCAAGAAAGUGCCUCCUCGUAGGUCCAGAAGCGUAAGUGCUGUGGUCAGAAAUUGCCAAGACGAGGAAAUAAGCACUGUUGAUUUUCUGAAUAAGAGAGAUAAUCCAUUGUUCUGCUGCAGCAGCACAUCACCACCAGAAGUGAUUGAAUCAGAAAACGCCAUUGGAAUCGCCAAAUUCAAUGAAAACGCAUCCAGAUUAGGUGAAGCAGCGAAGAAAUCAGUGGGUAGUGGUUGUGUUUCGGAUAGCAGAAGAGGGCGAUCAGUUACAAGGCAUGCUGAUUAUGGGAAUCAGUCUUUGGCUACUCGAGGGGUAGUGGGUCGAAGUCUGUCAAGGGUGGACACGGGAAGACGCGGGCGAUCUGUGUCAAAGGGCCAUUAUGGGAACUCCGAGAGUGAAGUUGAAAAAGAAACUAGUUUGUCUUCAGGUCUCAGAAAUAAGAAUAAUGUGAGAUUAGCUCCCAGCUUGGAGAAAAAAGCUGUUGUAACCACAUGUGCUUCUGAAUUAUCAGACCAGACGAGGAAUUUGCAAAGAUGGUCUAGUCAACAUCCUCUUCUGGAGCCUUCAGAUGGUUCAGUGACUUCGAAUUUGGAAGAUGAGAUUUCUACAGGUUCUUUUUCAGAAGCUGAAGAGAAAACCAUCGGAGCAGUAUUUGAACAGAUUAAGGUGCAGUCUUUCCAGACUGAUCAGCAGGCAGGUGAUUCUAGUACUGGUGGAAUAUAUGAAACAGUUCGAUCUGAACUAAGACGUGCAAUUUCUGAGAUUCAAAAUGACCUCGAAAAUGUGAUCCGAAGGAAUUGUACAACUAUUGGAGCAACCAAUGUUGUUGAUAUCCCACCUGAAUUGGUUAACCCAGAUGCAAUUGAACUAGUUUCUGACAUCAGAAAGGAAUAUGCCAGCAAGCUUGAGCAGUCCCAAGAACGAGCUAGGAAGCUUCAAGCAGAGCUGGCUAUUGAGGAGCACCGUGGACAAGAACUUAAUCGAAUUCUGAAGGAGAUACUUCCAGAUCCAAAGUCAUUGAAUACGCAGAAGCCUCAACCCAGAAGAAAAACCAGCAUUGAGCGUCGGAAAAUGUCCAAGCGUCUGACAGAAGAAGCCAUGAAUUAUUUUGAUGAGUGUGUAUCAAUAUCAACAUUUGAUAGUUCUGACUUCUCAUCUCCAGAGGACCCACCUCUCAAUUCUGUCGCUGCUACUUCCUCUGUUGGUGACAGUAGAUUCUUGCUGUCUGGAAAUUCAAGUGCCUCAACUUCCCAUUGUUCUAAUUUUCAACUCAAUUGUAACAAGGACUCAGAUGGUCAAGUUUUCUACACACCUUGCAAAGAGGGUAGUGUCUUAACAGCCGGCAGCUGCUAUAAAGACCCUGGUAAUGAUCAAAGAAGUCUAAUAGAAACUGAUGCUGAACAGGUAGGGAAUUUUCAAUUUUCUUUUUCACAUGAACCAAUGAAAACCAAAGGACUUUUCAAUGAGAUAAAAAGUUAUAUAAAGAAGUUCGAAAAAGAAACUGAAAACAAUGAGAGGGACUGUCAGACAAGAUUAAGCUCUUAUAAUGCAGAUGACUAUGAGUCACACUUCCUGGCUGAGAGCUUAUUGUUUGACAGGGUGAUCUUCAAGAACAGAAUACAGUCUGGUAGUCUGCUUCUCUGUGCUAGUGGUAUCGUAAUCUAAUUAUUGGGUUUCUGUGGAAGACCACUAUUUAAUACGAAUCCUUAAGGUUCUAAUCAUGGAGGGUUGAAAUACUGAAUGUAUAUUAUUACCAUCUUCAGUUGCUUGUAAUUUAAGAGAGAAUCCUCUUAAAGUACGAUUUAAAAUGUAAACAUCUGAAUGCUGGAUUUAUGAGCCAUGUUUGUUGAGUUUGGAGCAUGGGACAGAAUGAAGUUCUUCAUAGAAUAAUUACUGUGGUUAUCAUGUUA
Messenger RNA from Macadamia integrifolia, 2317 nucleotides. RefSeq lists its product as uncharacterized. Bases 315 to 2072 code for a protein of 585 amino acids. NCBI's taxonomy places the organism in Eukaryota, Viridiplantae, Streptophyta, Magnoliopsida, Proteales, Proteaceae. The record is from RefSeq and is a predicted model, not a curated record. The transcript has 8 exons.